Messenger RNA from Lymnaea stagnalis (great pond snail), 7564 nucleotides. The record is from the annotation of a GenBank genome assembly. NCBI's taxonomy places the organism in Eukaryota, Metazoa, Mollusca, Gastropoda, Lymnaeidae.
AUGGAGUUUCUUAAUGGAAGUUGUAAAAAAGAACCUGUCAUUGAUAUUGAAGGCCCUGAAGAUGGUGAGAAAUGAUUUAUUUAAAAAUUUCUUUUUCAGGUGGAAAUCGAUUUUAAAUUUGCAAAUUUCAAGUCAAUGAUGGGACCUUUAAGCCAAUGAUAAUGAGUUUUGUUAGCAGAAUGAUACAAGUGUUAUCGUUUUAAAUAUAUGAUACAUAUAUACCUUGAUACAUUCUUUUAAGAACAGAAGAACCAAAGUUUUCAUAAAAUGAGCAACUUUAAUUUAAGAUUGUUUAAUUAAUUACAUUUAAAAAAAAAAAAAAAUCAAUGCGAACAAUAUCUAAAAAUAUAGUACCCUAAUGAUUAAUGUUUUAUCUGUUUUAUUUUAUUUUUUACAGUUAACCCUGAUAAUGAUAAGUUAGAAGAAAAAGAUGAAGAUUCCUCUAGCUCUUUUGUAAGCACUAUCAUUGAAGGAUAUGGCUCAAAACUGAAAUGGGUAAGUAUUUGUAAGGUCUUUACCAAAGUAGCUAUUUAAAAAAUUCUAUAGUAUCGUACAAUACAAAUCUAGCUAUUAUUUGUAUAAAUUGUUGGAAAAUACCUAAAGCCCUAUCUUAACAUUAAAUUUCUUUUAUUUUUAUCAAAAUCUUUUCACACUCCUGUGACUGAAAACAUUGCUUAAAUGACUGCUGUCAAAAAUACCAAUUCACAUUGUUUAUCUUUCAUUUCUAUAAUUAUUUAUAAAAUGCUCACAUGAUAUAUUUUCAUUUUGAAUAAAAUACUUUUAUAAAAAUUUAAAUUUUCAGGUGUUACUUUUUGUGGCCAUUUUCCUGUACUUCAGUUACUUCUCAGUAGCCUUGGCAUUAUUUGCUUUGGGGUUUUAUGAAAGUGGUCAGAGUGUCCUCCCUCUUGUUUACCUGACUGUUGCAGCACUCAUCAUACUCAUCAUCUAUUUUGUGAAAAGAAAAUUUAAAAAUGAAAUUCUGGAUUUUGCGAUCAUUCCCACCAGAAAAGUCAUUGACAAGCAUUGGCAUAAGCUUAAAUGGUUUGUACAAAAAUGAAAUAAAUUAAUAAAGCCCACUGGAUUAUGCUUAUACCUAUCUAAAUGAUCUUUUGCACUGUUAAGUUGUCUAUGUGUAAAAAAAAUUGCUAAACAUUUUAUGAUAAUUUAAGGCAUGUUGAAAUUUUUUGAAAGUGAAAAUUAACAAAUAAGCAGUGGUAAAUUCAGAAUAACAUUGCAGACUUAAUCAGAUUGUGUUCACUAUGAAAAAAAAAAAUUCUGCAAAUGAAAACUUUAAUUUCAGGUUUCUAUUGCUAGUGCCACUGUGUGGCAUUGUAGCCAUAAUUUUGUUAUCAGCGGCUAAGAGACCAUACAACCUGGUGUCCCUAAUAGGGUGGAUUUUUUUCUUGAUUGUUCUGACAGUAUGUUCACAUUCUCCUCGACGGGUAAGCAAAUUUCUAUAGUUUUAAGAUGAUUUUUUUUUUAAAUGUGUUUUUGCUAUUGAGAAGAAUAGAUCAUUCAUUUUUAAUGAAACACCCAUUUUAUUGACAGAUUUCAUGGAGGCCUGUCAUAGGUGGCUUUGCCCUACAGUUUUACUUUGCUGCAUUUAUUCUGAAAUGGGACAAGGGCCAAGAUCUUUUCCAAGAAUUAGGAUCACUUUUCACCAGCUUUCUUGGUUUUAGUAAAUUUGGUGCUCAGUUUGUGUUUGGUAAACUGGAGGAUCAUUUCUUUGCCUUUCUGGUAAGAUCAUCAUAAACACACACGUUUUAAAAGCUUUUAUGUUUCAAAGAAAUUUUAAGCUCGUUAAUUUUUUUUUUUUUAGAGAAUACAUUACCGGUAUUACCCCAAUUAGAUUUGCUGUUUUUUAUGCGCAACACGUCUAGCUUUAAUGAACCUUAAUUUUAAAGAUGUGUGUGUCAUUACUUGGAUGAGAUUUUAUUUAUUUCUAUUGAUAAGAACAACCAUUCAUUUUCUUUUUUAAAUUAAGGCUUGAAUUUUCUACAAAACUAACUUUAAAAAUAUUUUUUUUAUAUAAAUCUUAUUUUAUUUUAUUGAAAUUGCUCUUUCUUUUCAACAGGUACUGCCAGUGAUAAUUUUUUUCAGCACUGUCAUCACAAUGUUGUAUUAUUUAGGGAUCAUGCAAGCAAUCAUUGGGAAAAUUGCAUUUAUUAUGAGGAUUACAUUGGGCACCACAGCUGCUGAAUCAUUAUGUGCAGCUGGAAACAUAUUUGUUGGACAGGUAAGCUGCUUUUAUUUUCACUUACAUUUUUCAAUACAGUUUCUUGUCAAAAAUUGUCAAUAGCGUCAGCACAUGGGGCAUCUAUUUGUUUUCAUUAGUUUCUGUCUUGGGCUAAUACAUCAACCUUAUGCUUUUUAUUUUUCCAAUAGAAAUCUUUUACUUAGCAAGUUUCAGUGUUAAAUGAACAUGAAGUCGCUCUUUCCUACUGAUGCAUUUGGCAAAGUCUAUAAAGAUUUGAUGUUUUUAAUCUUAUUUUUUUUUAAACAUGUAUUACUUUUCAAUAACACAUGUGUUUUGAAUUGAUUUGUACUAUACUAUAAACUAUAAAUAAAUUUUAUAUUUUUUCUAGUCCCUUGAAUUUUCUUUAUUUAGUUGCUGUAAUCCAUUUUUAAAUAUAUUUUUUAUUGAAUAAAUAAGAAUUGACUAUUUAUAAAAUUAUUAUUUAAUAUAUAACAUUAUUAAAUACUUCAUCCAGCAAUUAAGGCAUACAUUUUCACUAUCAGAAAUUCAAUGACAGCAUCCCAAUUCACCACCUCUUGGUGAACACCCUGAAAUAGCUUAUACAGGAAAUAUUGUAUUGAUAUCAUGCUUUACAGGGACUUAAAAAGAGGAACUGUUUUUCAGGGAGUUCCAAAGAAAACAAGCUUUCAGAAAGAGAGCAUUACAUUAUGAGAUAUACAUUUUAAGAAUUUAUUGACUGAUUGCAAACUAAUGUCAGAGAAACUGGAGUAUUAUAUAAUAAAUGAAAGGCAGGUGACAAAGGGUGGAACACCAAAGGCCUUUUAAAAGUCUUAAUAAACUCAAGAUGGAAAUACAUGGUCAGACAUACAAAUUAAACAUUUUAAUGAAAAAAACAGUUUGACAUAAUAGUAACAUUUAUAUUCCUAGGACUUAACAUAAACUAGUAAAUUGAAAACCUGACAUCAGAGAAAGGAAAUAUAACCAUGUUCAUAUAUUGACUACCAAAGCUAUUGGAAAGCUGAGACAUCACAAGAAAAUUAAAGUAUACUGUAAAUAUCACUAAAAUAAGACCAGUACACAUGUAUUCAGACAUGGACCCUUACCACAAAAUCUGAAAUUCAGUUUAAUAUGCAGAAGCAAAACGCUAAGAAAGUUAUAUGUAUCUAUAUUAGGUCAUGAUGGAUGACCAAUCCUUACAGUGCCAAUAAUAAAAAAAAACCACCAAACAAUCCAAUCAUAGUGGCAGCAGUAAAUAAGUCAGAUUGUGUUAGAAAUGAUGGCUCAAAGUUUCAGGUUACAGUGGAGUAAAGGUUGUGUGCCGUCCGAAAUCAAAGGGGUGUUGACAGGUUGAUAGACCAAAACUAGAGAGAUGUUGUGGAUAAAGUCGUAACUUAAUCAGCAGGAAUUCCAUGAAUGAUGGAGGCCAGAGAUCACCACAACCUUUAGUGCUAUUGAUGAUAACUGCCAGGGUAAAUAAUUACUUAAACGAAUACUGCUUUUGUAACCAAAAUUUGUUAUAUGUAUUUUAAUAAUUUAUUGAACUAUGUUUCAGACGGAAGCACCAAUCAUGAUUCGUCCAUUUCUAGCUAUCAUGACCAUGUCUGAACUUCAUGCUGUCAUGGUUGGAGGUUUUGGUACUAUUGCUGGUGCCGUUCUGGCAGCCUAUAUAUUAAAAGGGGUGAGAAAAUAAUUUUUACUUUACACUUUUUAACAUUAGUUUCAAUCUUCUGAAUCACUUUUGGCAGAAAUUCUAAGGAUGAAUCUAGGAAAGCAACUAUAAAUAAGAGAGUAGAAAAUUUUCAAUCUCCGUGUUUGAUUCUAAAAAUUUUAAUGGAUUUCCUUUCUGUGAAUUUCAUGAUAAAAUUGCAAAAAGAUAUAUAACUUAAAACUAUACAAAAUACAUGCUUAUGGUUAAUUAGUGUUUAAUGAAACACUCUGAAAAUAAUAGUUUAUAUUUUAACAGGUUCCAGCAGCUCAUUUAAUAGCUGCCUCAGUGAUGAAUGCUCCCACAGCUUUGGCUGUAUCUAAAAUACUUUAUCCUGAGGUUGGGAUGAGCAAAAUUUCUAAGAUGAAGGAAGUAAUAAAAGAAAAACAGUAAGUAUAAUAAGAAAAAUGUUGCCUCUUCAGAAUUAUAUUGCAAAGCACAAAGAUCAUAUUUUUUUUAAAAAAAUUGUUUUGAGGACAUAUCAAAGUUUUUGCUGAUCAUCGAAAGUGACAUGGUCAGCAUGUUCCCUCACAAUUGUAAUUGUGACCUUUUUUAAAUACAAAGAAUAUGUUCUAAUAAUAAAUAAUAUUUAAUUUUUAUUUACUGUUUGAUUGGAAUCAUGUGUUGAUCAUCUAACAUUGAUACAAAAUCAGCAAAAUCUCUAAUCUGCCUAGCUACAGGACGAAAAUUACAUGGAACUCAACAAAUCACGAAUUACUCAGGGAUUCUAAACAACUAAGGCAUGCACUCAUUUGUGACAUCGUUCAAAAUAAGAACUACUAUUCAUUACAAAGCACUUAUAGCAUUUUCUUUCAAAUUGACUUACACUUACAUGCUGUACAUGAAGUUAUAAUUCCCUAAUUUGGUCUAAUAUUUUUUUGGGUCCUUAAUUGACCUCAAUUGGUUAGAUAGUGAAUAAAGACUAAGGUAUCACACUUUGCAUUUUUUAUUGCUCUAUGAUACAUGGCUCUCUUUUCAAUUUAGACCUUUCAACAAUGUGAUUGAAGCAGCUGCAGCAGGUGCAUCAUCAGCAAUCUCAUUGGUUGCCAAUGUUGGGGCAAACUUGAUAGCUUUUGUGGCCCUCCUUUUUUUUGCCAACAGUGUUUUAGGUUGGUUUGGAGCAUUUGUGUGUCUUCCUGAGCUCAGUUUUGAGGUUUGUAUUUAGCGUUUGAAAUUAAUUUUGUGCCUCCUUACUGGCAAACAUUUAAUACUUAAGUACAGGGUUUUAUAAUUCUAUUCUUCUAUAUUAUCCAUUCCUAAGAAUUGUUUGAUUAAGUCUCUCACCCUUAACAAUGUAUUUUUAUUUUAUUUUUUAAAAACAUGUAAACAGUUAUAAUUAUAAUCACUUGUGCUUGCAUCCCAGGUAAAUCCUGUUCUAGCAUAUGACAUCACAAUUCUAUAAAUUUAUUUUCUGGUGAGGUUAAAGAUUGAAACAUUAUUACCUUUUACAAUUCUUUCUAAUUUUUAAAAAUUAUUUCUUGUUGGUAAUCAAAGGCUACAUAGAAAUAUAUUUUCUUUAAGACAAUUUAAUAAUUAUGACUUAUUUUUUUGACAACACAGUUUUCCCCUAACUUGUUUAACAGUGUUGGACUUUAUUUUUUUAAAAGAAAAGUAAUUACACAUUUGCCUUUCAAUUUCUUAUUUAUAUUUGUUAUGGCAAGAUUGUCUCUUAAAAUGUUUCUAUAUUGCAUAAUAAUUAAUAUACCAGACCUGUUUACUCUUAAAAUCGUACAAUAUCAUCACAAAAUCGUUCAAUACAUUAUCUUAAUAGUAAAGAAAUAAACAUACAGAGUAUAUAAUGUUGUUACGCACUGGCUUCUCAUGUGAGAAAUUAAUCUCCUAUUUUAAUUUCAUUGGCUCGUUGUAAACAGUGCCUAACAAAGGACGAUACCAUAAAUAUAAUGACAAACGUCAACUUACAGUAUGGUAGAUCUUGUACCGGUACACAGUUAACACAGUUAGUAUAAUGAAGAAUGCGAAUAAACACAUAUAAAUACACAAAGAAUAAUACACUUCUCCUGAAGUUAAAACUAUCUAUCUGAAUCUUCAUCUCUCCGUAUCUGUCACUCCCUUAUAUACAUGUAGCAUAAGACGCUUCCAGAAAAGACUUAAGACAUGUUGUUUACAUUUCUCGGGUAUUGAGAACAUCAAAACAUUCUACAAGAUACUAGGAGACAGUCUAACCAUGUUUAAUUGUUAAACACGGUUGUAAACAAGAUACAUCAUAGAGAUUUAACCAGGCCCACAACAAACGUUAUCGUCUGCUAAUAGUCUAAUGCGAGGUCAAAGAAAGUUCACGCAUGGGGAAUGUGUGCUACAUAACAAUGUAUACACCUCAAAAUCGUAAGAGUAAACAGGUCUGAUAUACUGGUUUGCUUAAUCUAUUUUCAUUGCCAUUGACUCUUUUAAACACCAGGUGAUUUGCAGCUAUAUUCUCAGACCUCUGGUCUUCAUCAUGGGUGUGGAGUGGAAUGAUGCUGGGGCUGUGGCUAAACUCUUGGGGAUCAAAACUUUUCUCAAUGAAUUUGUUGCUUAUGAUAAGCUGGCAGACUUCAUUAACAACCGAGUUACUUGUGGCAGUGGAACAAUUUUGACGGUGAGUUCAUUCUUUGAGUAAGUGAAUAGCACUUUUUUUAAAAAAUUCAACCAAGGAUUGCAUUUAGUAGUCUGAAAAAUCCUGAAGCCUAUGUAUAACAAGUGUUGAAUGAAUAAAGUAAUUCACACUGAGAUUACCUGGAGAUGAACACAUUGGAAGAUAAACAAUUAUUUUGAUAAAAGAAAUCCCUAUAUUUCAAAGAUAAGGGUGUUAAGAGAAAAUAAUACAUUCGAAUAAGUGCACUUUGGAGGGGGAGGUCAAUCAAGUUUAACUCAUUACUGUCACAACUGCAACAUAGAAAACAUCAUUCCCAGUACCUACAAAAAAAAAAUUAUUAAAAAAUGUGUGGAAUACUUCUCAAAAAGGCCAUAGCAGAAGUUCCACAAUGAUUUAAUUUUUGGUUGCUUCCAGCUUAUAAAUGAAUGGGUUUUAGAACAAAGUAUACACUGCAGUAUUGUAAUUGUUAGAUAUUAAAAUACAACUUAUUAUCAAGCGUGAUAUGCAAGUAAGUUUCUUUGAGGAAUUCCUAAAAUGCUGAUAUGAAUAUUACUGACAUCAAAAAGUAACAUCUUUGAUAGGAAAAUAACUGGUUACAACAUGUAUUUAUUUUAGGUUAGGUCUGAAGUCAUUGCCACCUAUGCUUUGUGCGGAUUCGCUAACUUUAGCUCAAUAGGCAUCCAACGAGGAGGGCUUAGAUAUUUGUUAGAUAAUUGUUAGAUAUUAAAAUACAACUUAUUAUCAAGCGUGAUAUGCAAGUAAGUUUCUUUGAGGAAUUCCUAAAAUGCUGAUAUGAAUAUUACUGACAUCAAAAAGUAACAUCUUUGAUAGGAAAAUAACUGGUUACAACAUGUAUUUAUUUUAGGUUAGGUCUGAAGUCAUUGCCACCUAUGCUUUGUGCGGAUUCGCUAACUUUAGCUCAAUAGGCAUCCAACUAGGAGGGCUUGGACCAAUGGCUCCCAACAGAACAGGGGACCUGGCAAAAUUGGCUGUUUCAGCCCUGUUUGGAGGAAUAGUAACAAAUUUGAUGACAGCAUGUGUUGCAGGUAAAGAUUUAGUGAAGAUUUGA